AUUUGUUUUCGUUUUUCAGGGAAGGAUCUAAAUCAAUGGUACCUCAUGGGUUCCCCGCUACCACUUCUAACCAUAACGGUGGCGUAUAUACUCUUGAUCUUGAGAAUAGGACCAGACUUCAUGAGGUCGAGAGCACCGAUGAAACUCAACAAUGUUCUUCUGGUCUACAAUACUCUCCAAGUUUUAGUUUCCCUUUUCUUAGUCAAAAAAGGUUUUACAAUGUUAGCGCAUAAUGGAUUGCUCAAUUACGAAUGUACGGAGAGAGAAGAUCUAAUGAAAGAUGUCGUCACCGGUAUAUACUACUAUCUUCUGGCGAAGCUGAGUGAACUUCUCGACACGGUGUUCUUCAUCUUGCGCAAGAAGCAGCGCCAAGUGACGUUCCUGCACGUAUACCACCAUACCAUAAUGCUGUGGAACCCGUGGAUUACCCUCAAGUAUGGUGCGACGUACACCAUGGCCUUCCUGGGCAGCACCAACAGCUUCGUGCACGUCAUCAUGUACGCUUACUACGGGCUGUCGGCGUUUCCAUCGCUGGCGAAGUAUCUAUGGUGGAAGAAAUACUUGACGGCCUUGCAAUUGACUCAAUUCGUCUUGGUGUUUCUACACGCUGUCGCCAAUCACUUCUACGGGUGUCCACUAUCAACAUUCACCAUGUCCAUAAUCCUGUUCAAUACAACGGCAUUCUUCAUCUUAUUCGGAGACUUUUAUAUAAAAUCUUACUCUAAGAACUAUCACAACAAGAAAACACUGGAAAUUGAAGACAAACUAUCAAAACAGUCGUAUGCUAAGAGGCGAAAUUUGGGCCAAUAA
Chilo suppressalis (striped riceborer) is the source of this 810-nucleotide messenger RNA. NCBI's taxonomy places the organism in Eukaryota, Metazoa, Arthropoda, Insecta, Lepidoptera, Crambidae. The record is from the annotation of a GenBank genome assembly.